This is a messenger RNA of Strongylocentrotus purpuratus (purple sea urchin), 623 nucleotides long. Its product is annotated as phospholipase A2, minor isoenzyme-like. Gene Ontology annotation, molecular function: calcium ion binding; phospholipid binding. The transcript is spliced from 4 exons. Gene Ontology annotation, biological process: phospholipid metabolic process; arachidonate secretion; lipid catabolic process. NCBI's taxonomy places the organism in Eukaryota, Metazoa, Echinodermata, Echinoidea, Camarodonta, Strongylocentrotidae. Bases 87 to 512 code for a protein of 141 amino acids. The record is from RefSeq and is a predicted model, not a curated record.
GGCUGUUGAUUGAAAGUCUUUUAUUGAUAUGUAUCCAGUUGAUUCAACUCGCCUCCUCACUUCAUGACAGGAAAACAGUUUCUGCUAUGUUUGACCGAUCACGACGUUCCCUGCUCGAGUUCGCGAUCAUGAUCAAAUGUCAUACUGGACGAUGGCCGCUCGACUACAAUGGUUACGGAUGCUACUGCGGGAUGGGUGGAGAAGGUCGCGUGAUCGACGAGGUCGAUGCGUGUUGUAAAUGGCAUGACGAAUGUUAUGACAGGUUGCUGGAUUCGAAAGCUUGUAAGAACCUGGUUCAUGUCUACAUAAGACCAUAUAGAUUCUGGCAACGUCGAUGUUGGAAGAAAGAUGCAGAGAUCAAAUGCUAUUCCAAACGCUCUUGUUCUAAAGGACUGUGUCAGUGUGACCGAGAGGCGGCGCUCUGCUUUGCUCGUGCUAAAUAUAAUGAAGAGCUCGAGGAUUUUGAUCGUGACAAGUGCAACCUUCCAUGGGUGAUGUCAGGUCCAUGGUGAUAUCAAAUGUCAAUAUUUAGUUUCAGAUAAUACUUUUUUUUCUCUCUUCUCUAGAGAUAUCUAGUUUGUAUGUACUUAUUGUGAAGAAUAAGUUAUUAUUACAGUGGCGGA